UUAUGCGUAUUUUUGUGUGCGGUUUCCCGAAGGGGGUGAGUGCAGUACUUGGCACGGCCGGAUGACGUCACGACCAGCCAGACCUCCACAGCCAGCCGUCAUGGCGGACCUGUGCAAGCUCGUGUGGAGACUCGGCGUCUUUCUCGCCGUCUGGUGCAGCCUGAUCGGCCUGCUGUCCGCCGUCGGAGCCGCAGCUGAAGAGACGAUGACCACCACAGAAGGACGGAGUAUAAAGUGUUACUGCUCCAAACACUGUCCAGAGAACCAGGAGAACGGCACCUGUAUCACCAAGCCAAAUGGACGCUGCUUCAUGCAGGUGGAGUCUGAUUUGGCCGGUGGACAGAUCGUUUCACACGGCUGUAUCGGACCAGAGGGUAUACUGUUACAGUGUAAGGCCCAGGUCCACAGCAUACCGCGGGCCAUCCAGUGCUGCAUGGACACAGACAUGUGCAACCUGCAGCUCAACGCAACCCUCCCGCCCUCUGCCAAUGACACGCCAGGUCUUCCACCGAAUGCGUACUACGACCCCAGCAUACACCACAUCACGCUGGUGAUCAGUGUGACUGUGUGUACCACAGUACUGAUGCUCACCAUAGCGUUUGUCUACUUCAGAUAUAAGAAGCGGGAACUUGGCACGCGGUACGACAUGGAAGUCGGUGACCACGACGAGACCUUCAUCCCACCAGGCGACACGCUGAAGGAUCUGAUCGAGCAGUCGCAGAGCUCAGGCAGCGGCUCCGGACUCCCCCUCCUGGUCCAGCGUACCAUAGCCAAACAGAUCCAGAUGCUGCACAGUAUUGGGAAAGGGCGUUACGGGGAGGUGUGGAAGGGCAAGUGGAGAGGGGAGUACGUGGCCAUCAAAGUCUUCUUCACCACAGAGGAGGCCUCCUGGUUCCGCGAGACAGAGAUCUACCAGACUGUUCUCAUGAGGCACGAGAACAUUCUAGGUUUUAUUGCAGCAGAUAUCAAGGGUACAGGCUCGUGGACUCAGCUGUACCUCAUCACCGACUACCACGAGAACGGGUCGCUCUACGACUACCUGCGAGGAAACACGUUAGACCGGGCAGGCCUGCUCCGUCUGGCGUACUCGGCAGCGUGCGGCCUCUCGCACCUACACACGGAAAUCUUCGGCACCCAGGGGAAGCCAGCGAUCGCCCACCGUGACAUCAAGUCCAAAAACAUCCUUGUGAAGAAAAAUGGCGCAUGCUGUAUCGCCGAUAUGGGUCUGGCUGUCAGAUUUAUCAGAUACGGUGACCACUCUAACCCGGACGCUGACCCUUCCCUGCUCUCCGGCCACUCCGGCUGGAGUAUUCGGACCCCAGGCAUGAGUGGGGUGGAGGAAUACUGGAGCGAAACAAAUGAAGUCGAUAUCGCACCAAACACGAGAGUGGGAACCAAGCGCUACAUGGCACCCGAAGUCCUGGAAGAGACCAUGAACAAAAACAGCUUUGACGCGUACAAGAUGGCUGACAUCUACUCCUUCGGCCUGGUGCUGUGGGAGAUAGCCAGGAGGUGCAUUGUGGGAGGGAUAGUAGAAGAGUACCAGUUGCCGUACUACGACUGCGUGCCUCACGACCCGUCGUACGAGGACAUGAGGAGAGUCGUGUGUGUGGAGAGGCAACGACCGUCCAUACCUAACAGGUGGCACACUGACGAGGUGCUACGUCCUAUGGCCAAGUUGAUGAGCGAAUGUUGGGCGCACAACCCCAAUGCACGUCUCACCGCACUCCGCGUCAAGAAAACCAUUGGCAAGAUGAUGGUGGAGGCUCAAAUCAAGGCAUAGUCGCCAUGCCCUUUGACCUUGUAAGGAAAGAGGUCAAGGUUCACGACCUGCAACCUCUGACCUCUCAGGUCAUGUAUAGGCUUUGUACUGAGUAUUUAUUCACAGUUUGUAUAGACAUUUAAAACAGUUGGAGAGAGAGAGAGAACUGUAGUCAGAGCUUGCCCAUUUUAUACAUAGUUAAGAUUCAGUGAUGUUACAGAUACUGUAAAAUCUGAGCCAAACUCUAGAUCUUGAAGGCAGGAUGUGAAUACUGUAUGUAGAAAGAAUUGCCUUUUCUGGAUCAGCUUUUUAUUGUCCUCUUCUCAGCCAUAUGCACCACUGGUAGAAGCUGGCUCGCUAAUUAUUACACUCAAAAAGAUCUCUCCAACCACUCCAUUUUCUAGAAAGGACAGCCCACUGAAAACUCUGAGGAUGAUCAUACCUUGGAUGUAUGAAAAAAAUAAUGUUUUGAAAACCCACUCGAAUGUCACUUCAAAACAAACCCACUGAAAUUAAGUAUUACUUGAAGUUCAUCACCAUUUCCUGGACUGAACGCACUUCAAUACACAGACCCCACCAUAGAUAUUUCAGAACUUCUUGCAGUCAUUUCAAAGAAAUGUUGAACCCACUGAGAAGUCUACAUACACUCAAGUAUGUUUCAUUAGCUUGAGCGUUUGGAGGGUAAAAUCAUCAGCCAUGAUUUUUAAAACCUAAAAUGCACCAAGCAUCAUCCCACUUGUAACACCAACCCACUGAAAUGCCCCCAAUCAAAAUGGAAAACAAGUUUUGGGGAAAAAAAAGAGAGAACUUCUGGAUAGGAAUUCCAACUUGCCUUGACUUGCACAAAUGUAGUCUGCCCUAUCCUAGAAACCCUACCAUGGUAUGGGCUGCAUAAUUGCUGUUAGCCUUCUAUAGAUACAUGUAGAUAGAGGCAAACAUGCGCAUUUGUUUGAGCAUAUUUCCUGCAUUGGUACAAGUUUUUAUUUCUUUUCUGUACUUCCCACCAGGCUACCUUUGUUUUCUUUAUCCUAGCCUCCAUUAUUAUUGAAAUUCUAAAAGAUUUUAAAAGAGAUAUAUUGUCUCAAAAUUGAUGUAGACUAAAGUAGAACAUUUCAAAUCAGAAUGAGGGAAUUGAUUUUAAAAGUUUAAAUUGUAAAUAUCAAUUAGUAUCAAUAAUUUGUAUCUCAUAUUUCUUCAAUUGUAGAUGUUAGUUAACUUGUACAGGCAUUUGUAGUGUUUAUAUAUCAUAAUCAUACAUCCACGCGUGUGCAUUGUGUGUAUAACCCUUCAUAAACCAUGGCAGACUCAUUGCAACGCCCCCACCUUGGCGAGAAUGUUGAUCCGACAGGUGAAUAUUUUGUUAUUUUUGUAGAAGAAAAGAAAGUUUAUUUUCCUAUCAUGAUGACUACACAGUACAUGUGGAUGUAAUCGUGUACAUGUACGUUUGGAUGUAGUGCGUGUGUGAGUGACACCCUGAUGUCAUGUGAACCAGUCAGUAGUAGUACUACUACUAGCACACCCCACCUAUGUAUAGUUGGAUGGAACUGUAUAUAUGCUGUGUUCAAAACAGAUUUGUGACCUUGUGGCUUUGGUAGUGUACAGCCUAGUAAGAAUUCGUGAGAAUACUGGUUUACUUCUAAACACAUAGCUUUGUCCUGUCCAAAAGUUUUCAGAUAAAGCUAGUGUUACAAUCCUUAGAUAGAUAUAAAAGCUGAAUCAUCUUCAAGCUCUCCUCUCAUCUAGUGCAGCUCAUAACUAUAGUAAACAGAAUCUACAAUGUACAGGGAGAUUUUUUGAAACUAAAAGCCACUGGAACGUCCCAGAAACAGCAGUAUUGUUCAACCUACUUGAAAGAAAACUCCGCCCAGAGUUCUCUAUUUUGAUACAAAGAGUUAUAGCCUUGAAUCAUUUCUUAGUCAUACUUUCAAUAUGUGCGCUGAAGGUGGUUUCUAUGCUAACUACAGAGCAGUGUUCUAGCCAGUUUCCAUCUGUCCGUCUUUUGACAGAAUUUUGCCACUCUUGACGGACAAAAAUUGUGCCCAAUUUGUCAUCUUUGACACAAAAAUUGAUGUGUAAAGAUAUGGAAAGAGAUGUCAUUAAACUAAGCUUAUGCUAUUAACAAAGUUUGCCCCUCAAAAUGCAGGAAAUGCAUCAAGCAUUUCAGAGGGUCAAGAUUCAAACAUUUUCCCCCAAAAUUAGAAUGACAGGAAAGAAAUUCAGGCUUGCCAGAACAUUGUUACAGAGCAUCCCAAAAGACUUCUGAUGAUUCAAGGCUAUCAAAAUAGACACCAGAAAAAACACAGGCAAAUCAUAGACAGUAGAGGUACAUGUAUGUACCAUGAAAUUGACACUUAUGAUGUACGUGUACAGCGUCUGUCAGAGUAACAACAGUCUUUAUAGAGUAAAAACAGCACAAGGGACACAGAAGGAAACUUCUCGGUAGCGAUAAACCGUUGCGGGAUGCUGGCAUCCCCACAACUCACUCUCACAAUACUAGCACAGCCCCCCUCCCCCACCACACACACUCACAAAGAUACUAGAAUCUCCUGUUCAGUUAUUCCUGUAAAGCUAACUCCAGUUAUACCAGGACAUUGUAAUUUGUGCAACUUAAUAAUCAUCAAGGGAUGCUCAGUGCAACCCAGUUUGAUGAGCCAUAAUUUUAAGACACAGUAUAACAGAUAACCUUACAUGUGAUCAGCUCAGAAACAAUGAUUUUAAGCAGCUGUACAUAUCAACUUUUGUAAAGAGAUUAAUUUCCUAGUAUACAGAUAGAGAGAAAGGGAGACAGAAAGAUUUGAGCUGUUUAAUUUUACACACUCAUCCUUGUCGUUGAGAAUUCCAACGACUUUUUGUAAAAGGCAACAAAGGGACAAAAUCGACAGGUUUUGCCUGUGUGAUCAUUGACAAAAUUUGAAGAUCAAGACCACAUUUACAAUCAAAAUCAUUUAAAAGAAAGACGAUUUCUGAUGAUCUGUAAAAAAUUACAUCUGCACUCAUGGGUGUGCAUUACUAAACAGUGUUAAAAAUGGGAGAGAGAGAGAGAGAGAUGUUCCACUGGACAAUUCUGUGCCAUCAAUUCAGUCUAGACUUUAAAAUCAUUAUCAAUAUAUCUAUAGACAGUGAUGUUCAUGUAAUCAGUCUUAAUUUUAAAAUUACACUGAUAUUUCUGACGACAAUUGGUCCAAUAACGUCUCAUAAACGACCACUAAAGAUGACUUUGUGCCUGCCUAUGAUAUUGAUGGUGAUAAAUUGUCAUUGAACAUUUUAUGACUAGUUUGGUGGUGUACGGAAUGGCAUAUAGACCACUGUGGUAUUGGAUGUGUAAAUUGUAUGGACAAGCCAGCUACAACAAACAACCAUCUACAGUCAGUGCAUUCACUUGCAAGUGGUGUUUUGUACCUUUUGGUUGUGGAUGGUUAACUGGCGAAAUGGUUUGUAGUAUUUUUAGUGGGAGGGAGAGAGAGAAAAGUUGUUAAAAGGAAUUCUAUUGAAAUCACCACAUUGUAACCAUAAAAAUGAUUGGUAGGGCUUAGGGAAAAAUGUUGUGUUUCCAGUUUUCUAACUGACCCUAGCAAGAACCCGCCACCCCUAUCCUAUUCUUAAUGAACCACUAGUAAGGCUAUACAAUUUUUGAUGUGAUGUCUGAAUUUUAAUCCCUCUGAAACAUCAUUUAAUGAAUUUUCAGAAUCACUUUUUUUUCAGUAAAUCAGCUGAAAUAUUGGUGCACAAGCAAGCAGAUCUAUGGGUCCAUGGGACAGUCUUAAUGCUGUGUUGAUUUAAAAUAAAACUUUAUUUGUUGGAUCAUUAUAGCCAAAAUCUUAAACAAUAAAAUUAAAUUAAAAGAAGAAAAAUCCCUACCUACUGACCCUUUUUUUUCAUGACUGAAACUGGAAACGCAACAUUAGUUUUUCUAGGCCUACAGUUGGUCUGUGAGGAAAAGGUAUUAAGAGAAAGUCUUCCGCCUGAGGUUUAGAUGAAAAGUUAGAAAACUGAUGUAAGGAGUAUUUGUUGGAGAUGGAAGUUUUUAUGAUGUAUUCUCUAUAGCUGAGUCAUGAUGGAGAUGGAAAUUCUCCCAAGUGUAAAUAGAUCAACAAGCCACAAGUUUGUAAACAGCUUUUGUAUAUGUUUGUUACUUGACAUUGUUGGUUAAAUAUGUUUAUCAUAAUUACUAACCAAGUCCAUUAUCAAUUAACAG
Branchiostoma belcheri (Belcher's lancelet) is the source of this 5957-nucleotide messenger RNA. RefSeq names its product bone morphogenetic protein receptor type-1B-like. The coding region runs from base 62 to 1783 and encodes 573 amino acids. Gene Ontology annotation, cellular component: signaling receptor complex; plasma membrane. NCBI's taxonomy places the organism in Eukaryota, Metazoa, Chordata, Leptocardii, Amphioxiformes, Branchiostomatidae. The transcript has 11 exons. Gene Ontology annotation, biological process: BMP signaling pathway; dorsal/ventral pattern formation; protein phosphorylation. The record is from RefSeq and is a predicted model, not a curated record. Gene Ontology annotation, molecular function: ATP binding; transforming growth factor beta receptor activity, type I; SMAD binding.